GGUCUGGUCCUAUUAAAAGGGCCCAUCGCUCCUCUCUCCAGAGGAGUCUUCAGGCUGCUGGUUCUGCAACCCCCAGGGCUGACCUCCUGUCUGCAGUCAUGACUGUUGGUCUGGUGGUCCAAAACCUGAACCUCAAACCUGGGGGAUGCAUUCGAGUGCAGGGUGAGGUGGCCGCCGACCCCAAAAGCUUCACCGUGAACCUGGGCAAAGAUGAGAACAACCUGAACCUGCACUUCAAUCCUCGCUUCAAAUUUUACGGGGACGUCAAACAGCUGAUAUUCAACAGCAGGAAGGCAGGGGCGUGGGAGACGGAGCUUCGGGACACUGUCUUCCCUUUGGAGCCUGGAAGCACCAUCGAGGUGAGCGUCUUCUUCGACAAGGCAGAGCUGACCACCAAGCUGCCCGAUGGACACACAUUCAAGUUCCCCAACCGCCACAACGUGGACAUCAUCAAUUACUUGGAAAUACAUGGUGACCUGAAGCUCAAGCGUCUGACGUUUGAAUGAAGCCCGCCAACAACCUGUAACUCCCAAUAAAGGCAGCUGCCUCUGAACCAGC
Phyllostomus discolor (pale spear-nosed bat) is the source of this 558-nucleotide messenger RNA. It is a transcript of the gene LGALS1, whose product is annotated as galectin 1. Bases 99 to 506 code for a protein of 135 amino acids. Lineage: Eukaryota; Metazoa; Chordata; Mammalia; Chiroptera; Phyllostomidae. Gene Ontology annotation, molecular function: carbohydrate binding; laminin binding. The transcript has 4 exons. The record is from RefSeq and is a predicted model, not a curated record.